Molecule: messenger RNA, 3168 nt
Organism: Echinococcus granulosus
Lineage: Eukaryota; Metazoa; Platyhelminthes; Cestoda; Cyclophyllidea; Taeniidae
Product: FTS and Hook-interacting protein
Exons: 13
Coding region: 1-3168 (1055 amino acids)
Source: RefSeq, a predicted model, not a curated record
AUGGUGGACGCUGUCUCCUCCCUUGAAAUCUGUUUAGACUCGCCAAGAAAACGUGACAAGAAGAAUGUAAGCGACAUUUUCGAGAUCAUUCGGACCUUGUUCAAUCUCGUUGUGGAUGAAAAACCCCCUCCAGAUAAGACUAGUUCCUGUGGUGGCAUCAUUUGCGAUUCUUUUCCACUUGGGCCACUGGCCUCCAAACUCAUAGACUCCAAAUUCUUGGCAAAACUCGUCUCAUGGGGUUCUACAGAAGAAUUCUAUCCAAUUAGUCUAAAGUACUUCGUUCUCCAAAACUUGCUAUGCAAUUUUGACCUUCUAAUCAGCCAGGCGAAACAAAAUCUCCUCUUCUCUAUUGCCAUCUUCCAACCCCUUUUAAAGCUUAUUGAUUUGUGUCGUGAGUUUCCUGAGUAUGUGUCAGAAAAUUUGAGUCGCCUACUUUAUACCUUAUCUGUGCUCUUAUGCAGAGAUCCCGUUCUCUUGGAAUUCUCCAAGCAGGUGUCGCACGAUGUAGCGCGUAACGAAUACUUUAUUUUCUCCCAACUCGUUCCACUGCUUCAUUUGCAAGGAAUUCCAGGAAAUAACGCGCGAGACGCCCUUCUUCUCAUUCUUGCUCUUUCGGAUCGUGACGCCGAGGUAGCAAAUUACCUCACGUCAACGUCAGAUAUCUGUCCCGUAAGCCCAUUACAUACAUUCGCAGUCGUUUGCAUACUUAUUUUAACGCAUGAUUUCCUCCCUGGUUCGUCUCUCGAUGGUCAACUGCUUGCUUUUAAGAAUUUCUGUCUGGAUUAUCAACUAGUCCUGGCAACUGGCUUGAGUGGGUACUACUCCUGUCUUCCCAAGCGUAUCGUGCCCGAUGGUAUCGAUGGCUACUCGGCAAGUGGGCAGGUCCGACAAUCCCCCGAAACCCUUCACGUGCGAAGUGCUGGUUGGCAUCGAAUCUCUCGGUCUGAGUGGUCCACCUGUGAACCUCUCGUUCGCUUUCUCCAAACUCUUGAUUUCUGCAAUUUAGCCGUUCGCAUUUCUCAUCAAUCUGUUCGCCAAUACCUAUUAUACUAUAUCUACUCCGGCUUCCUAAUGUCUGUUCUGAGGUCUGCGCUGAAUCAGAAAGCGAUAGAUGAAGUGAUUGCCGCGGAGGCCUAUUUGGAAUUGUUUCUUUGCCGAUUGACAGAACCCGCUCUGAUUGGUCUUUUUCUGCGAUUUAUCGUCGCCUCAACCGCUGAAAAUGGAUCCGUCCUCUCUUCUCUCAUCACCCGUCUAGCCGCCGAUUCAGCACUUGAGAUGGUCACUCUCUCUCUCUUCCGGACAAUUCUUAAUCUCAACUGCGAGGAUAUCAUGUUUUUGUUGGUGUUCCAGUACCUCAAAAAGUUAGACAUUGGGCGCGAGUGUCCUGUUGAUGGGAAAAGGCGAGAUGCCUUCCAUUUCUCGAAUUCGGAUAAUUUAUUGUGGUUGACCUCAUCGGAGCGCUUUUUGAAAUUAUCCUUUUGGUGUACAAGUUUAAAUGACUCAAAGGGCUCAUCCAGUCUAAAUGAAUCUGGUACAAUCAAGUGUGUUCCGUCAAAUCGAUUCGCGGCAUACCUUCUCAUCUCCCAUCAGCUCAUCGAUUCACGGACACGUAGCACAGGCGUGUGGUCGGCUGAGUACCAAUCACCGGUCCCCUCUCUCGUCCCUACCACCUCUAGCACUGAUCCCCCCGCUGUACGCUUUCACAGCACCCCAUUGCACACCCUCAUGGCCUCAAGUCUGCGCAUAGAAUCGGACUCGCGACUGCAGGAGCUCUCCCUCAUCGAUCGGUAUAAGUCGGAAUCUAAUAUCUACCAAUUGAGCUAUUGCGAUGACUCCGAUGAGGAGUUGGAGCGGGAAAAUAAAAAAUCAGUAAUACUGCGUUCUCCUAUUGAUUUGAAACAGGUGGAAUCACCUGUGGACUUGGAGUCUAAUGAACAAGAGAAAUCCUCCCUUGAUGUCAUUCGCCAAUUCGUUGCCGAUAUUGAUGGCACAUCGACAUGUGACGCUGUCACCCUGUUUACUAGGUUGUUGGAGGAUGGGUUUCCUGUGGAAAGUGAUGACGACAUUGGGGCUACUAUUCCCUAUCCCUCGGUCGGUCAAUUCACCUUUGAUUUCCUUGAUUAUUAUCUCGGGAAACACGCCAUUCCCGUUGUUAUCGUUCCACAACCUUCGCCUAAGUACGAAUCAUUAGCUCCAGUCAGUAAUCUGGAAGCUGAUUAUGAUUUCGAGAGCCUGUAUGGUAAUGAGCUCCCUGAACUGCCAUAUCGACCCACCUUCGAGGAGUGUUCAUCGUGUCACCAUUCGUCGUGUGGGCUUGGCCCCUUCCUCAACUGUGUGCUUAGUCUAAUAGGGAGCAUGCAUAAGAAUAGUCUCUACUUAAAUCUGAUCCUAACAGAUGUUGUCCUGAUUCUCGCAAGUUUUCACCAAUUCCCACUGGCUGACAUUCUAUUGAAGUGCGCAGAUGUUAGUCUAGGUAAACUAACACAGACACUUUACGAGGUCCUUGUCGAUCUAAGGCGAGAGAUAGAACAGCAUUUGGCCAAGAUACCCAACUGGUGCGCCUUAGUUGAACAGGCCAUGUGCUUUCUGCAUGGUCGGAGUCAACGAAAUCCGGAAGCGACUCUACCCUCUGCGAUCGUUGUUGCUACCAGGCCUUACUGCGCCACUGAUGACGACCUCCUUGCGGCGACCACAUUAUUACCAUCCGGGGUUUCCACUUCAGAGCGCAGUCGAAGCUCAUCAGUUCGCCCGCAAACGGAUCAUCCAUCCGCACCUACUCGGCUGCCUCUCCCUUCUCAUCGAUCGGCCAGCGCAACGCCUCGAACCGCAGUUCUCGAGCCUGUAGUACUUCCAUUCUGGGGAGGCACUGAGCCCCUGUCCCAACGCCAGCGUCUGCGUCGCUCCUCCAUCGAUCGGCUCUCCCAUCUCUUCAUUCUUGACUCGCCGACGCCUCCUUGUUCAGUUUCACACACUUCGGACUCACUGCCUUUCGCAUACUCGCAGUUUUCAUCUGUGGACAUACGUAAUGUCAUUUUCGCCUACAUUGUCUUCAACGAAUUCUGUCUCGAGUUGGCGGGUCUCUGCUGCGAACACAGCGUGUCAACGGCAAGUGUACAGCCCCAGUUUGAGAAAACUAUGGAACUGGAGCGCUGUCUAGCGGAGUUCUAG